AAAAUAUAGCUGGAAAAGAAAGCACUGUGCACUCUUCUUCCUCUACAGUCUGCCCACUUCUCUCUGAAACUUUUCUCCUGUCUCAUUGACACAGCUCCUGCCCACUUCUCUCUGAAACUCCUCAUUGUUUGUUUCUUUAGAAAGGAAAAAUAACUACUAGUACAUGCACAAAGUUGCAAUAUAUGCACACAAAAGCAUGGGGAAGAGAAGUAAAUCAUGAUGCUUAAGUCUCACCUUCCAAAACCUUUACUUCAAUCCAACUCUACAGAAAGUCUCACAAGCUUUCUCCCAUCCUUGGCUUUUCCUCUUCCUCUUUGUAAUCUACUGAUUCUACCAAACUAUCAUAAACAAUCCAUUGAAAAGAUAAAACCACCCAACCGAAUCCUUUCAUUCAUUGUUUUCCCUCCAUCAAAAAUCCCAAUAAAAAUCCGGUCUUUUUAUCUCUAAUUCAAACACACGGAAAAAUGACAGAAAUACUUCAAUCCCCACCACAACAUUUGCCUUCAUCUUCAAGCACCAUUACAUUUGUAUCAUCACCACCUACAGAUAAUGAUGGCUUAGACCAACAUACGCAUCUUAAAAAUGACACCACCCUUAUUAACAACAGUCCUAUCAUUUCUUCUCCUGUAGCAGUAUACAGGGGAGAUACAGAAGAAAUACAAGAAGGAGAAGAGGAAGAAGAAGAAAGGGAGGAAGUUGGUAUUGGUGGUGUGAGUAGUAGGAGCGUUGAGUUCAGAAAAGAGAGGAAAAAGAGGGAGAGAGAAGAAGGAGAUCAGCUGUCUCUAUUGGCCGUGUUAGUUACCGUGUUUAGGAAAUCUUUGGUGGCUUGUAGGAGCGAAGAGGGUGGUGGAGUUGAAGAACGGCUAUCUUCCUCUUCUGCCAUGGAGAUUAGCUGGCCUACAAAUGUGAGACAUGUUGCUCAUGUUACCUUUGAUCGCUUCGAUGGUUUUCUUGGUCUUCCGGUUGAGUUUGAACCUGAGGUUCCCAGGAGGCCUCCUAGUGCCAGCACGAGAGUUUUCGGGGUUUCAACUGAGUCUAUGCAGCUUUCUUUUGACUCUAGAGGGAAUAGCGUGCCUACUAUACUUCUGAUGAUGCAAAGACGGCUUUAUGCCCAUGGUGGACUGCAGGCAGAAGGAAUCUUCAGGAUUAACGCUGAGAAUGGCCAAGAAGAGUAUGUUAGGGAACAAUUGAACAGUGGAGUAGUGCCAGAGAAUGUUGACAUACAUUGUUUAGCAGGUCUAAUCAAGGCUUGGUUCAGAGAACUUCCGGCUGGGUUGUUGGAUUCUCUCCCGCCAGAGCAGGUCAUGCAGGCACAAUCGGAAGAAGAAUGUUCACAGCUUGUGAGGGCUCUUCCAUCUACUGAAGCAGCUCUAUUGGACUGGGCCAUAAAUUUGAUGGCGGACGUUGCUCAACUGGAACAUCUAAACAAAAUGAAUGCACGCAAUAUUGCUAUGGUUUUUGCACCAAAUAUGACUCAGAUGGCAGAUCCUUUGACAGCAUUGAUGUAUGCUGUGCAAGUAAUGAAUUUUCUGAAGACUCUAAUAGUCAAAACCUUAAAGGAAAGAGAAGACGCUAUCCUAGAAUAUGUUCAUGCACCUGAGUUGGAGCCCUCUGACGAAAAUGGACAUCAUGGUGCAUCACAAUCAAUCAUUUGGGAAGAAGUUGAAGAGACCCAAGAGGACCAACUGUUAGUAGCCAAAGAGCCACUUUCAAAUACCACGGAGCAUUCUUAUCAGGAUGAGUCGAAUGUCUCCAAUGCACCAGAUGCUUUUGUAAUUUCUACUGAGAAUGACCCUCCUGGUGAAAAGGAAAACGUUGUCAAGUAUUUCCCUGGUGAAAUUCUAAAUAAUGCUGCAGCAUCAAAGGAUGGAAUCAAAGGAAAUAACAGUAAAGUUGCAAGUGGAAGAUAUCAAUCAAAAAGCAGGAGGACAAAAACUGGGCAGUCAAGUAAUUCUGGCCUAAAGAGGACAGCAAAAAAGCUCAUGGAGCAGCCAGUCAUUCAAACAACUAGGAAUGCAGAAAAGAACAAGGAGGUUAGUAUCAUUAGCCGCAUAAAUUCACAAACAGAACGGGUCGAAGCCUGGCGGUGAACUUCAGUUAUUUGUGUCAAUGGGGAGAUCGAGAGGCAAGGAAGUGCUUUUAGACUCGAAGGACAGAGUCAUCUUUAUUUUCACUUUGAUUUGGGGUUGUUGCUUAGGUUCCGUGGAAUGUUGUAUUUGUUUCUUGGUAGAGUCUUGUACUUUGUCUCUCUGGAAAUGCAGCUGCUCUUCAGUAGCGCAUGCUGACAUACUGGAACUUCUAUGCCUCAAUGCCUAUCGCUAUCGAACUUUUCCAGUUCAUGUAAUGAAUCUGUGUACUCCCAUUAGGUUCAGGCUUUGAGAAAAUUAGCUGGUUAUGUAACUUAUUUUCUCCAUUAUUGUUUCCAUUGUAAGUAUAGUGAGUGAUCAACUUUGAGUUUGCAUCUUCUCCUUCCUCACCUCUUGUAUUCUAUUUACUGAUAAAAUUCAUGUAUAAAAAUGGAAUAUUCUAUCAUCA
Molecule: messenger RNA, 2535 nt
Organism: Coffea arabica (coffee)
Lineage: Eukaryota; Viridiplantae; Streptophyta; Magnoliopsida; Gentianales; Rubiaceae
Product: rho GTPase-activating protein 1
Biological process (GO): signal transduction
Molecular function (GO): GTPase activator activity
Source: RefSeq, a predicted model, not a curated record